Mesitornis unicolor (brown roatelo) is the source of this 1478-nucleotide messenger RNA. RefSeq names its product ubiquitin-associated protein 1-like. The record is from RefSeq and is a predicted model, not a curated record. The annotation marks the transcript as partial. Gene Ontology annotation, cellular component: ESCRT I complex. Lineage: Eukaryota; Metazoa; Chordata; Aves; Mesitornithiformes; Mesitornithidae. Gene Ontology annotation, molecular function: ubiquitin binding; DNA binding. Gene Ontology annotation, biological process: regulation of DNA-templated transcription; ubiquitin-dependent protein catabolic process via the multivesicular body sorting pathway. The transcript is spliced from 5 exons.
CUGUUAAAAGUAGUGGCUAUGAUCCUUAUAAUUUCUUUUUUUCCUCCUCUCCUUUUCCCUCCACCCCUGGUCAGUAUGACUUCUCACUGGAAAAGAAAACAAUCAAGUGGGCUGAAGAUAUAAAAAAAAAUGAAGCUGCCCAACGAGAAGCUGAACACAAGGCAGAAGUACUAGUGAACUCAAAAGCAGCUCCAGAGGCCAGCAACAAAAUGGGGUCCUCAGAAGGACCUUGCCCUGAGGCCAUGCUUCCUUGUAUUAACCCCAUCCUCGCUAGCCUGCAGCACAAUAAUAUUCUUACUCCCAUGCCAGCCAACAGCAGUGCUGUGAAGCAAAAGGUUCUCAGUCCACCUCGUCCAAAAGCAGACUUCAACCCAGCUGAUUUUGAAUGUGAAGAAGACCCAUUUGACAAACUGGAAUUAAAAACUAUCAAUGAUAAAGAGGAAUUAAAAAGUAUUCUUGAUAUUCACGUUGGUACUACUGGGCCAGUUGUUGCCCAGCUGUUAGAUAAUACUUUGCCCAAAGGAGGAUCUGAGUCUGUGUUGCAAGAUGAGGAAGUUCUGACAUCCAUAGAAAGGGCCACGUUGGACUUCAAGCCCCUUCACAAACCAAAUGGCUUUAUCGCUUUACCACAGUUGGGAAACUGUGAAAAGAUGUCCUUGUCUUCCAAAGUGUCCCUGUCCCCUAUCACUUCAGUGAGCAAUAUCAAAUCCCUGUCCUUUCCUAAACUUGACUCCAAUGAGAGUGAUCAAAAAUCAUCAAAGCUCAUGAGCACUUUCCACAGCACUACCUGUCUCCGCAAUGGCCCUUUUCUCAGCUCUUUGAAGACCUGUGCUGAGAGUAAAGCUAGUGAACUGAAUGGAAACCAUAUGGUUGGUCUUUCUGCUCUAAAUGAGGACAGUGGCAUGGAGACAUCGACAUUAUCCUCUUCAUCCAGGCUGCCUUCCCUGGCUGUGUCAACAGUUUGUACAGAAGAAGAAUCAUCUCAAAGCACAGCAACUGCGGUACACUCAGACUACAAGGAAACAGAAAUCCCUGUGGUAAUGCACCAAAAUUUCCCUGUGUCUAAAGUGCCCAAUAACACCAGCUGCACAAAGUGGUCAGGUGGCCUCGCUCCUGAACUACAACAGGUCCUCUCUGCUAGUGAGAGGCAGUGUGUAGAGACGGUCAUCAACAUGGGGUACUCACCUGAGAACGUCCUGAAAGCCAUGAAGAAGAAGGGACAGAACAUAGACCAGGUUUUGGAUUACUUGUUUGUUCAUGGACAACUCUGUGAGAAGGGCUUUGAUCCACUUCUUGUUGAAGCAGCUUUGGAACUGCACCAGCAUUCAGAGGAGAAGAUCACAGAACUUCUCCAACUAAUGAGUCAAUUUAAAGAAAUGGGUUUUGAACUAAAAGACAUUAAGGAGGCCUUAUUAUUACAUAACAAUGACCAACACAAUGCUUUGGAAGAUCUAAUGGCCCGUGCAGGAGCCAGCUGA